Molecule: messenger RNA, 2020 nt
Organism: Mercenaria mercenaria
Lineage: Eukaryota; Metazoa; Mollusca; Bivalvia; Venerida; Veneridae
Product: glycerol kinase-like
Exons: 17
Coding region: 57-1604 (515 amino acids)
Biological process (GO): glycerol-3-phosphate biosynthetic process; triglyceride metabolic process; glycerol metabolic process
Cellular component (GO): mitochondrion
Molecular function (GO): glycerol kinase activity
Source: RefSeq, a predicted model, not a curated record
CUUGUGUAAAAGAAAAAAAUAAUCUUAGUUUUCCUUUCCAAACUAAUUAAAAAGCGAUGUCAAACUCUGUAGGGCCUCUAGUUGGAGCUGUGGACCAGGGAACUAGUAGCUCAAGAUUUCUGAUCUUUUCAAGUAAGAAUGCAGAACUUGUCACCUACCAUCAGACAGAGAUUCAACAGAAAUGUCCUAAGGAAGGAUGGGUAGAGGAGGAUCCUAUAGAGAUUCUGGAAUCAGUGAAGACAUGUAUAGCUAAAGCUGUGGACAAUCUGAAAGCCCUCAAUAUCAGCCACCAGGAUAUCAAAUGUAUUGGUAUAACCAACCAAAGGGAGACAACUGUAGUUUGGGAUAAAGUAACAGGAGAGCCAUUACACAAUGCUAUUGUGUGGUUGGACCUGAGAACAUCAUCAACUGUGGAGAAACUUAUUGCUAAAACACCACAGAAAAGUAAAGAUCAUCUCAGGCCUUUAUGUGGCUUACCAAUAACUACGUACUUCAGUGCCGUGAAGCUGCGCUGGUUGCUAGACAAUUGUCCCAAGGUUGCUAAGGCAGCAGCAGAGGGGAGGUGCUUGUUUGGAACUGUUGAUUCCUGGUUACUAUGGAACAUGACUGGAGGAAAAGAGGGAGGUCAACAUAUCACCGAUGUAACCAACGCAAGUCGUACCAUGUUGAUGAAUAUUCAAGAUCUCAAAUGGGACGACAAACUUUGCCAAUUUUUUGAGAUCAGCAAGGACAUGUUACCUGAGAUAAGAAGUUCUGCUGAAACAUACGGAAACCUUGUUGAUGGACCAUUGAAAGGACUACCUAUAUCAGGGAUUCUAGGGGACCAGCAAGCAGCUCUAGUUGGACAGCUGUGUUUCAAGCCAGGACAGGCCAAAAACACAUAUGGUACAGGCUGCUUUCUGUUGAUGAACACAGGCAAUGAGCUUGUUCAUUCUAAUCAUGGCUUGUUGACAACUGUUGGGUAUCAGCUGGGACCAAAGAAGCCUGUUGUAUAUGCUCUAGAGGGUGCUAUUGCCAUUGCGGGAGCAUGUGUACGCUGGUUAAGAGAUAACCUCGGUAUAAUACAGACCUCACAAGAGAUAGAGAAGCUAGCAGAGAAAGUGGACAGCACACAUGGUUGUUACUUUGUGCCUGCAUUUUCAGGACUUUUCUGUCCGUACUGGCAAAAUGAUGCCAGAGGUAUAAUCUGUGGUUUGUCACAAUUCACAACAAAGGAACAUAUUGCCAGAGCAGCACUUGAGGCAGUCUGCUUUCAAACUAGAGAGUUGCUGGAAGCUAUGAACCAAGACAGUGGUAUACCUCUCAAGUCUAUCCAGGUAGAUGGUGGAAUGACGGCCAACAAUCUCCUCAUGCAGAUACAGGCAGAUCUUAUGGGGAUAAAUGUUGUUCGUCCAUCAAUGCCGGAGACGACAGCUCUAGGAGCAGCGAUGGCAGCAGGACAUGCUGUUGGAGUUUGGAACCUGGAGAAUGAGGACACAAAGGUCACAACUGAUGCGUUUGUAUCGUCUAUCACCGAGGCGGACAGGGAUGAUAGGUUUGCAAGAUGGAAGGACGCAGUGAAGCGUUCUAUGCACUGGGUGCCCUCUAGUAAACAAGAAGCAUAGGCAGACGAACGACGUUGUUGGAUGGACUGGCUGGAGGGUUUUAUAUGCUAGGCAGCCUGACAUUAUUGUUACUUGCCAAAUCUAUGCAACAAAGAUGAUGAUAUCUACAUUUAGGUGCCAUAUUGUUCAAAUUUUGCUAGUCUAUUAGUGACAACAGUUUGUAUUGACAUGUGCACACACUGUUCACACCUAGGAGCUACAAGACAGAGCUUGGAGAACAGAGUUCCUACCAGAACAAAAAAUAGUUCAUGGACUAUCUUUCAGUUCAUAUCUGAGGAUACUAUGAAAUAAUCAUUAUCCUCGGAGGAUUAAUUUUUAUGGAUUUCAGGGUUUUAAUAAUCCACAGAAACAAAUCCCACCGGCGACCAAACAGAAUUCCCAUUUAUUUAGUCUUCCAAAGUUGAAAAACCACAAAU